Molecule: messenger RNA, 3183 nt
Organism: Calidris pugnax (ruff)
Lineage: Eukaryota; Metazoa; Chordata; Aves; Charadriiformes; Scolopacidae
Gene: PTPN1
Product: protein tyrosine phosphatase, non-receptor type 1
Exons: 9
Coding region: 50-1357 (435 amino acids)
Biological process (GO): protein dephosphorylation
Molecular function (GO): protein tyrosine phosphatase activity
Source: RefSeq, a predicted model, not a curated record
GCGCUGGGUUGGCGGGGGGGCGGCCAAGGCCUGGCGCGGCGUCCCCACCAUGGAGAUCGAGAAGGAGUUCCACCGGCUCGACCAGGCCGCCAGCUGGGCCGACAUCUACCAGGACAUCAAGCGUGAAGCCAGUGAUUUUCCAUGCAAAGUGGCCAAACAUCCCAGAAACAAAAAUAGAAAUAGGUACAGAGAUGUCAGCCCCUUUGAUCACAGUCGAAUUAAGCUAAACCAAGGUGACAAUGACUAUAUCAAUGCUAGUUUGAUAAAAAUGGAAGAGGCCCAAAGGAGCUACAUCCUUACCCAGGGACCUUUGCCAAAUACUUGUGGUCACUUUUGGGAGAUGGUUUGGGAACAGAAAAGCCGUGGUGUUGUCAUGUUGAACAGAGUGAUGGAAAAGGGAUCCAUAAAGUGUGCACAGUACUGGCCACGGAAAGAGGAGAGAGAGAUGUUUUUUGAAGAUACAAACUUGAAACUAACAUUGAUAUCUGAAGAUAUAAAAUCAUAUUACACAGUACGACAACUAGAAUUGGAAAACCUUACAACACAGGAAACUAGAGAGAUUCUGCACUUUCAUUAUACUACGUGGCCUGACUUCGGCGUCCCAGAGUCACCCGCUUCAUUCCUCAAUUUCCUCUUCAAAGUGCGAGAGUCUGGCUCGCUCAGCCCCGAGCACGGGCCCGUGGUGGUGCACUGCAGCGCGGGCAUCGGCAGGUCGGGGACGUUUUGUUUGGUUGAUACGUGUCUCCUGCUGAUGGACAAACGGAAAGAUCCUUCUUCUGUGGACGUUAAACAGGUUCUCCUCGAGAUGAGGAAGUACCGAAUGGGGCUCAUACAGACGGCAGAUCAGCUCCGUUUCUCCUACUUGGCUGUUAUUGAGGGGGCAAAAUUCAUUAUGGGAGAUGCCUCCGUGCAAGAGCAGUGGAAAGAGCUCUCCAAUGAAGACUUGGACCCUCCACCUGAACACACCCCACCACCUCCCAGACCACCAAAGCGAACCUCCGAAAUGCACAACGGGAGGAUGCAUGACCACACGGAAUUCUUCCCGAAGCAUCAGGGAGUGGAGGAGGAGGUGAGAUGUUCAGUCAGCGCUGGGGAAGAGACGGUUCCAGACGGCAGAGCUCGUUCAUCCGGACCACUCAUCACAGACAGCACUAGUCAAGACACUGAAAUUCGGAGGAGAACUGUUGGUGAAAACCCGCGUCUCUCGCCCCACAAAGAAGAGUCGAUGAAGUCGGAAAGCUCGGAAGAGGAGGACGAGAACAUGAUGACAACUUGGAAGCCAUUUCUAGUGAAUAUCUGCAUGUUCACCUUCCUCACGGCGGGAGCUUAUCUCUGUUACAGGGUGUGUUUUCACUGAUGGACGUGCCAGCCAGGCCGACCCUGCGGGGAACACGAUGACGGGAUGGGUUUGUAAAAAGCCUCUCUGAAAGCGAGCUCAUUGCGGCGCGUGAGCCUUGUCUCAGCGGGGGCAGAUCUUUAGGUUGAAAGGCCAGAACUUUGGUUAGGGCUUAAAGAGAGAAUUGAUGCACUAGGGUUUUAUCUAGCCCUGUGGUCCCAAGAACAUAAUAUUCUAAUCUCAGGGCCUUAAAAUAUUCAGGAGUAAGCAGAGAAAAUGCCAAAUAGUCUGUUUUCUUUAUUCUUUUUUUUUUUUUUAAACUAAAUAACAGAAUUACAACACAUUGUUGUUUUUAGCCUUUUUUAAAAAAGCCAGUUCUUUUUCUUUCGUGUUUCAGAAAAACUAGGCACAAGUGAAACUUGCUUGUACUCUCCAAGUGUUGUAACCAAAUACGUGACUUCUAUCGAUGAGUCCCCAGACAAAGAAAAAGAAACCCACAUACCUGAAGAAUGUAAACUUUUUGGAAGGGAGGGUGUUGGGGGAGGGGUGUUUGUGGUUGGGGUUUUGGUUUUGUUUUGUUUUUUUUUUUUAAAACUUGCUUCAUGGUGACAGACUGAGUUGUGGGCAGCGCCUGUGGUAUUGGUCUAUUUAAUAUUGGCAUAACUGUUCUUACAGAGCUUAUUGUUUUACAUGUUGAUAGAAACAGGCUGCUGCGUUUGCUCAGGGUAUCCCAACGUGUCAAGCUCUUCUCUUUUUUUAUUUUUUUUUCCUUUUUUUUUUUUCUUUUAUUUUAAGAAGUGUAUCUCCUCAUUGACUUUUGUUGCACUCUACUUGCACAUACGCCUAUUGCCAUUGCACCAUCCUUUGCAAAACUGUUUUGACUUUUCUAUUCUGGGUGAGGAGAGGUUGAGGGGAGGGAGAGAAGCAGGAAGGGAAAUUCAACCAAACCACGUCCACCAGCAUUUGGGGCUGUGCAGCAGGCGCUCGCAAGGACCAGUUCUGAAACCUCACCCUUUGGAAUGUAAAAGGCGGUUUGACCCUCCCUGGGCUCCGUAAGGACCAGCGGGUCCUGCCCGCCCGCGGGGGGAGGUGCUGGGAGGGACAGCAUUUCAGUGAAUCCCGAGCAAUUAAUGCUGUGGCAGCUCCCUCAGGCACGAGAACUUCCACGGAGACACGUUGGUCGGUGACGGUCUCGGUUGGCUCAUGAUGCAAGCGUUCGCGUGUUCGGCUUUUUUUAAAGCAAAGGUUUAAAAUACUGGCUUUAGUUUGGCUUGAAGAGACGCUCUUCAGUAGUUCCUGGGCAGGGGGGUGUGAGAGGGCGACUCUCCGGCCCCUGCAGCCGGGGCUGUCCCUGUCCUGGUGCUGGGGACACGCAAUGGUGGGUCUGUCCCCUACCCCCAUGUGUCCCCCCGGGCCAUUCCGUGGCUCCAGUCCUGUCAAGUGCUUGUAAAUAGGGAUUUGGGUGCGUGGGUAGAGCUGUGACUGGAGAGCAGCGCUGCGCCCAGUCCCAGUCAGGGCUGUUCCUCCUCAGUACCAAAUUAUCAAUAGCUUCAACAGUAACAGCAAAGUGGCUUUGCUGGUGUCACGGGGUGGGGGUGCACUCACUCGGGGGAGCCGUAGUGAGGGGAACUGACCCCUGAGGGCUGAUCUGCAGCGUCACCAGGCAGUUCUUCUCAUUUUUUAAAGGCUUUCUAGGGCACUAGUGCUCACCCGCCCCUCUCGGCACAGACCUGGCUGUGGAGUAACUCACAGAAGUCUCUCUCCACUCCAUAUUUAUUUUUGCAAAGCUGUCUGUAGGGGUAGCUCUCUUCCUUCAGUGAGUCGGUGAACGGGGAGGGGCGGGGGGG